This is a messenger RNA of Nestor notabilis (Kea), 1407 nucleotides long. Its product is annotated as sodium- and chloride-dependent GABA transporter 3. NCBI's taxonomy places the organism in Eukaryota, Metazoa, Chordata, Aves, Psittaciformes, Psittacidae. Gene Ontology annotation, cellular component: membrane. The record is from RefSeq and is a predicted model, not a curated record. The annotation marks the transcript as partial. Gene Ontology annotation, biological process: sodium ion transmembrane transport. The transcript has 8 exons.
GUGUGGGUGGAUGCUGGAACACAGAUAUUUUUCUCUUAUGCCAUCUGCUUGGGGUGCUUGACAGCCCUGGGAAGCUACAACAACUAUAACAACAACUGCUACAGAGACUGCAUCAUGCUCUGCUGCUUGAACAGUGGCACAAGCUUUGUUGCUGGUUUUGCUAUCUUUUCAGUUCUUGGAUUUAUGGCUUAUGAGCAAGGCGUGCCCAUUGCAGAAGUUGCAGAAUCAGGACCAGGACUUGCAUUCAUUGCUUACCCUAAAGCUGUUACCAUGAUGCCUCUUUCUCCUCUGUGGGCAGCUCUGUUCUUCAUGAUGCUCAUAUUCCUUGGAUUAGAUAGUCAGUUCGUGUGUGUUGAAAGCCUGGUGACAGCUGUUGUAGAUAUGUACCCAAAAAUCUUUCGAAGGGGCUACCGAAGAGAACUGUUGAUUCUUGGCCUUUCCAUUGUGUCCUACUUCAUCGGCCUAAUAAUGUUAACUGAGGGUGGGAUGUACGUCUUUCAGUUAUUUGACUCCUAUGCAGCUAGUGGCAUGUGCCUUCUCUUUGUUGCCAUAUUUGAAUGUGUCUGCAUAGGCUGGGUUUAUGGCAGCAAUCGCUUUUAUGAGAACAUUGAAGACAUGAUUGGGUACAAACCACUGUCACUGAUCAAAUGGUGCUGGAUGGUUUUAACUCCCGGGAUUUGCGCGGGAAUCUUCAUCUUUUUCCUGGUGAAAUACAAGCCUCUGAAAUACAACAAUGUCUAUAUAUACCCUGACUGGGGCUAUGGCAUAGGGUGGAUGAUGGCGCUCUCUUCCAUGAUCUGUAUCCCCCUGUGGAUCUGCAUUAAGCUGUGGAAGACAGAAGGCACUUUCAUAGAGAAAUUCAGAAAGCUGACUACACCCAGCUCAGAUCUGAAAAUGAGAGGGAAGCUUGGAGGAGGAGCCUACAUUGCAGCAAUAAAUGACUGCGAUGCCAAACUGAAAGGAGACGGCACCAUUUCAACCAUUACAGAAAAGGAGACACAUUUCUGAAAGAACUCUCUUUUUUUGUGUUAUUUUUUUUUGUAUAAAUAAAUGAAUAAAUAAAUUCACUUAAUUCUAGAGGCUGGCUUGUUUUGCACAGAAUUUUAUUAACCAGUUAAUUAUAAAGUGAAAAUUGUAUACUUGUUUAAAAGUGAUUUUUUAAAUGACUAUAUAAGUAAUGAUUAUGUAAAAGAAAAAGAAAUAGUUCUCUAUGGUAUGUUAGUGAUGACUUCUUGUAAUAUGGUGAUUGCAGUAAAUGUUUUUUGGCAGCUAGAGGGACUGUAUCAUGUGCUGUACAACUUUUUUACGUUGAUUUCUGACAGGUGUAAUAUUGUAUAGAUCUGUGCAUUCUAACCUGUGAGCAUUCCAGACCAUUUCAGCUGUUCAUGUAUGUAUAUAAAGUGGACA